Fusarium sp. VM40 is the source of this 1173-nucleotide messenger RNA. The record is from the annotation of a GenBank genome assembly. NCBI's taxonomy places the organism in Eukaryota, Fungi, Ascomycota, Sordariomycetes, Hypocreales, Nectriaceae.
AUGAAGCUCUUGAAUCUACUGACGAUGGCGGGGCUGGCCACAGCCUGCGCUCAUGAUCACGAUGAUAAGGAGUGGACAAAGGAGGAGCUUGACGAACUUGAACAGAAAUGGGGUUACGAGUGGCCAUUCGCCGGCAUCAACACCUUUGCCCACCUCAACCAUGUCAAGUGUCUCACUGAGCCUACUGAGCCCUAUGACAUUGCCAUCAUCGGUUGUCCAUUCGACACGGCCGUGAGCUACCGUCCAGGAGCCCGCUUCGGACCUCGAGCCAUUCGCUCUGCAUCUGCUCGCCAGACGUCGAUGCGUGGCUUCAACCCCAGAGCUGGUAUCAACCCGUACCAGAACUGGGCCAAGAUUGUUGACUGCGGUGAUAUCUCGAUCACUCCCAUCGACAACAACAUUGCUCGUGAGCAGAUGACUCAGGCGUUCAAGCAGCUUGGUCGCCGCAAGACUGUGUCUGCUUUGGCCCCUAAGCCUCGACUUGUGACACUGGGCGGUGAUCACUCACUGGCUCUCCCUGCUCUGAGGGCUUUGAAGGAGAUUCAUGGCAAGCCUAUUCAGGUUCUGCAUUUCGAUGCUCAUCUCGAUACCUGGAACCCAGCUGCCUACCCUUCAUGGUGGGGGGCCACUCAAUUCACCCACGGCUCCAUGUUCUGGAUGGCCAAUCAAGAAGGCCUACUCUCCAACUCCUCCUCUGAACGCUCCGUCCACGCUGGUCUGCGCACUCGUCUCUCCGGCAACGACUUCGCCGACAACGAGGACGACACAUCGCAGGGCUGGGUCCGCUUCACCGCCGACGACAUCGACGACAUCGGCACAAAGGGUAUCAUCGACGGCAUCCUCAAAGUCCUCGGCACCGAGAACCCCGUGUAUCUCUCCGUCGACAUCGACGUCCUCGACCCGGCCUUCGCCCCUGGCACUGGCACCCCUGAGCCCGGCGGUUGGUCCACACGCGAGUUCAUCCGCAUCCUCCGCGGUAUCGAGGGCCUGAACCUCGUCGGCGCUGAUGUUGUCGAGGUGUCGCCCGCCUACCAGAAUGGCGGCGAGGAGACUGCCCUGGCUGCUGCCCAGGUUGUCUACGAGAUUAUCAGCUCCAUGGUGAAGCGAGGUCUUCAGGAUGGUGGGAAGGAGGGUAACGGUGGCAAUGCCGCUGGUACCAAAGAUGAGUUGUAA